Molecule: messenger RNA, 1200 nt
Organism: Rhodamnia argentea
Lineage: Eukaryota; Viridiplantae; Streptophyta; Magnoliopsida; Myrtales; Myrtaceae
Product: transcription factor MYBS3-like
Exons: 4
Coding region: 60-1007 (315 amino acids)
Biological process (GO): response to ethylene; response to auxin; response to gibberellin
Molecular function (GO): DNA binding
Source: RefSeq, a predicted model, not a curated record
UCUCUCUCUCUCUCUCUCUCUUUCUCUGCGUGUGUGGACGAGAGAGAGAGAGAGAGAGAAUGGGAAGAAAAUGCUCGCACUGUGGAUUCGUGGGUCACAAUUCAAGAACCUGCGCAUCUAUCCAGAGAGACGCGAGUUUCAGCGGCGGCGGCGGUAGAGUCAUGCUGUUCGGAGUGCAGCUCGAGGCCGCUUAUCCUUGUGGUGCGGCGUCGCGUCUCGCGUUGAAGAAGAGCUCGAGCAUGGACUGUCUGAUGCCGUACACGUGCGUUCUGACGUCGUCUUCUUCGCCGUCGUCUUCAGCGGCGACCGAUUCCUCUCUCUCUCUGCGCGCUGCUUGUGACGCCGGAGGUCGUCUCCUUCAAGACGAGGGUCGCAACAGAGCAGCUAGCAACACCAGUAAUGAUGGGUACGUAUCGGAUGGCUUUCUGGGUCGAGCCCAAGAGAGGAAAAAAGGCGUGCCGUGGACGGAGGAGGAGCACCGGACGUUCCUGAUGGGGCUGGAGACGCUCGGGAAGGGGGAUUGGAGAGGCAUCUCCCGGAAGUUCGUCCGCACCAGGACGCCCACCCAGGUCGCCAGCCACGCUCAGAAGUAUUUCCUCCGCCGGAACAGCCUCCACAAGCGGAACAAGCGCCGCCCCAGCCUCUUCGACGUAACUCAUUCCGAACUCUCCUCCCACUCUUCUCCCAAGUUGCAAAGCCAUUUGGCAGUGGGGCAAGAAAGAUGCAGUGCUCAUCACCAUGGACAAAUCCCUAAGCCAAGUGAAUCUUUCACCCCAAUGCGUCCCUUCUCACCCCAAUCUGGCUCGACUGGACGAGAUAGCAGAACAAGAAUGGCACUACUAACCUCUCCCCGUACAUGUUCGUCCGAUCACGAGCUCCUGAGUUCGAAUCCCGUUAACCCUGCUUCGACCACAAGCGGUUGUCAGGGUUCGAAACCUAACCUCGAGCUGACGCUCGCCUCCCCGAAUCAUCAGUUGGAUCAGGGCUCUUCGAUUAGCGUCACCUAGAUCAAUGAUGGAUCGAUGCGACCCCAUGUGUAAUUGUAUGAUCCGAUCAGCUUCUUCAAGAUGAGGACGCAUAUGUUCUUAUUCUUCUAGAAUUGUGCAAGCAAGUGCUCGUGCACAAUGAUUGACCAAAAUGUUGUAGUUAUUCAGUUGUAAUUAAGUAAAAUUCUUCAGUUACUACUGUAUCUUUUGGUUU